Molecule: messenger RNA, 3285 nt
Organism: Naegleria gruberi
Lineage: Eukaryota; Heterolobosea; Eutetramitea; Acrasida; Naegleriidae
Exons: 1
Coding region: 1-3285 (1094 amino acids)
Source: RefSeq, a predicted model, not a curated record
AUGACCUCAUCAAGACAAUCAAGCAGCAGUACCAUUGGAGGAACAAUUUCCUCAUCAACAAAUAGCUCUACCAGUAGAACGGUCUCUGGCAGAUUGAACACUUCCGGAAUGUCAUCAAGCGCACUCACCUCAUCAAGAACACCACUUUCAUCCUCAACAAGACCUUCUAGCAGUCUCUCAAACUCAAGCAAUACAUCGAGUCCUUCUAAUGCAUCUACAAAGAGUAAUACAAGUGCCACUUCCAGAACCUCAGUUAAGAGUUCUAUCAGUUCCACACCAACAUCAUCAUCCUCUUCCUCUGCACUUCUUAAAAAGUCUCCUUCUAAGAUUGAUACUGGAAAAACAACAUCCUCAACCCUUAAACCACCAAGCAGUACAAGUUUAAAAUCCUCUUCAAGUGCCCUAAAUACCUCUUUGAAUUCAAGUACAUCAACACCAAUAUCAAGAACAGGUUCCAGCUCCUCAGUAAAAAGUACAACCUCAUCGUCAGGUGUUUCAAGAGCAAAAUCUGAGGAAAAAGAAACCUUAGAAAAGCAACUGAAAGAGUUACAACAUAGAUUUGAGCAAGAGAAACAAAAUAUGGAUAAAUUAAUUGCCGAAAAAGAAAUAGAAAUGAAAAAUCUAGUAACAAACAAUUCAGCUGGUAACCAACAGAUUGAUCCAACAACAAUCGAGCUCAAUAAUCAAAUACUGUUCCUUGAAAAAGAAAAAUUUGAUGUUGAACAAAAGCUUGAAAACUUUAAACUUGAAAUGAAAAAUAGCAUUCAACAAUUGAAAAAUGAAAAUGAAACUUUAAGAGGAGAUGUAAAAGCUACUGAGGAAAAAAAUAAGGAAGUGGUACAAAAAUUUACAAAAGAAAUAGAUACUCUUAAAAAAGAAAAUAGUGAAUUGGAAAGUAGGCUAGAACUUGCUCAAGCUCAAAUAUUGAAUCAGCUUUCAAACGAAGGAGCUGAAUCUGAAAAGUUGGAUUCCUUUUUGGAGAAAAUUACGUUACUCGAAGAAGAGAAGAUCAAACUCGAACAAAUAGUUACCGACUCAGAAAAGGAAAAUAAGAGGCAGCAAUAUUCAUUUGAAGAAGAAAAGGAAGCUUUUAAAUCUCAACAGACACAACUUGAAUCAAAGAUUACAGAAAUUAAUAGUCAAAUAGACCAGAUAAGAAGAGAAAAAGAAGAAACUGAUAAAAUGCUCAAACAAUCUCAAGCUGAAAUGGAAUCCCUCUUGGGAAAAAUCAACUCAGAAAUUACAAUCAGGGAUAAUGAGCUCUCUGUAAAGGAAGGCUCUGUAUCAGAACUGAAAACAGAGAUUGAGAUUUUAAAAAGAAAGCUCGAAACAGAAUCAGAAACCAAUACCAAAAACAAAAUAGUAGUACAAGAAUAUAACUCCUUAACCAUUAAGGUUAAAACAUUGGAAGACGAAAACGAAAGGCUAAAGCAAGAAAGGCAACAAGUUGAAAAGGAGAAUGUUGACAAAUUGGAAAAAUAUAACAAUGUGAAAACCAAUUAUGAUAAAAUUGUGGAAAGGGAAUCCCAUUUAUCAACAUUGGUUAAUCAAUUAGAAUACAGAUACAUUGCAAAAGAAGAAGAGAUUUCAUUGUUACAUAAGACCCUGCUAGAAUUAAAACAAAAAUUACAGCAGACAGAAGAAAAGUUCUCCACAUCUCACACUUUAAACUCAGAAGAGGUUAACAAACUACAGAUGGAUUAUGAGAAAUCAAAAGCUGAAACAGAAUUAAUUCAAUCCAAACUUAUCAAAGCAGAGAACGAUGUCAAGUCUCUACAACAAGAGAAAAUCAGUCUCAGCGCAACAAUUGAGCAUGAGAGGGGAAAUAUUAACAACCUUGAAGAGGAGUUGGAAACAUUAAAGAAAACUCUUACAACCAGUCAAUCACAUCUUAAUGAAAAGGAUAUCCAGCUCGAAGAGCUUAAAGCAACCCUAAAUGAUGUGGAAGAUACUUUGAAACUUGAAAUGUCUCUGAAAGACCAACUAAACUUUACACUUUCCACAGAACAAAAAAGUAGAGAGAUGAUUGAAAAAUCCUAUAAGGACUCUACAAGUUUAAUUUCUACCCUUGAAAGGAAAUUGGAAGAAGAAAUUUAUUCUAAAAAGAUGGUAAUAACAUCUUUUGAGCAACAAAUUGCCUCAUUGAUUACAGGAAAAGAAGAGUUAUUAGGUCAAACUCAACAAUUAAUGACAGAGCUAGCAUAUGAAGUCCAAGAAAAAAAGAAAUAUAUUCAAAUCUCAUCUCAAAAUGAAGAAUUGGUGUCAAAGGCUGCUGUUGAAAUAGAGAGACUCUCCCAACAAAACUUGUCUUUGGAAUCUCAAUCACUAUUGAAUGCUUCUUCACAAAAACUAAUGAAAGAUGAAAUUGAUGAUUUAAAGAAGCAAAUAGAUCAAAAAAAAUCAAAAUUGGAAGUGUUGAGGCAAACACAUGAUUCAGAAAUGUCUAAUCAAAAAAAUUACAUUAACAAGGUUCAAGAAUUAGAGUCAAUGAUUGAUGUUGAGAGAAGAGAGAAGAAAGAUAUAAACGACAAAAUGGAUUUGCUAUUGAAGGAAAAUAUGGAAAAUAAGAGGAGACUUUUGGAUUCAAUGAAAAAUGUGGAGUCAUUAGAACUAACUCUUUCAAUAGAAAGAAAAGAAAAAGAUUUGUUUCUAACAAAGGGGAAAUCUGAACAAGAGUCAAAAUUAAAACUCGAAUCGCGCAUAUCAGAACUUGAACUUGAAAAGAAGAAACUUGUACUAGAAGUUGAAAAUUCCCACGAACUUGUCUCCUCUCAAAAAUUAUCUUUGGAGAAAUCCUUAAAAGAAGAAUUUAACAAACAGAGGAAAAAUGUUGAAGCCAAAUUGACUGAAAUGACAAACGUUAAAGAUCAAUUAGAAAUACUAUUGACUUCAGAAAAGGAGCAAAGAACUACCUUAGAACAAUCCUCCAAGAGGGAAAUUAAAAAAUUGCAACAAGCUUUACUCGAAGAAAAAGACUUUAUAAUAGAACUAGAAAGAAGAAUACAAGAAGAGACAGCAAAGAACGGAGACCUUAACAAGAAGAUAGAAGAACUAUCACUAAAAAAUAACAAUUUUAAAAGUGAUAUUGUUGUACAACACGAAGCUAAGAAAGAGGAAACUAUUGCUGAAAAAAUGUCAAUUGAAACAACUACCCAUCAUCCAGACAAAACAGUGCAAAAAUCCAAUGUUGGGGUAGGUCUAUUAAUGGGAAUGGUUGGAGUUGGUAUUGGAAUAGUUAUGCCGUCUCUCUUGAAAAAAUUUGAUGUUGAUGUUCCUAAUGUAUAG